UCUGGGGAAAGUGUACAUAGAUUAUAGAUAAAUUUUAAUAGCUGAUGCAAACAACCUGUAGAGAAAGUGGAUUCAUUGGGAUUUGAGAGAUCCAGCAAACGCGAGUACGAGAGUACAAAAUGGGUCUUUCAAGUUGGUUUCAGGAUCUUGGUGUUCCGUGGAAAAUAUCCAUUGGAAUUCUUAGUGGCGUUGCAGUGGUGACAAGCGCUUACGGAGUGUACACACUGUACAACAAUCAUAAGUCAAUCGAUGAAAAGAAGAAAUCUGACGAUAGUGAGACAGCUGGGGAAGCAGCAGAGAAAAAGGUUCUAGUACUGGGACUGGAAAACUCUGGAAAGAGCACAUUUCUGGCCGCUUUGGCUCAGCACGACAGCCCCGUAACAUCUGAGCGCGAAGAUAGCCAGCCAACCCAAGGUUUUCAUGUUGUUUGUGUAUCAACCAGAGGCGUUAGCCUAAAUGUUUGGGAAAUUGGUGGAACAUUUCAAUCCUACUGGCCAAACUUCCUCUCUGAUGUCAGUGUCCUUGUGUACGUCAUUGACAGUAGUGCUCCUGAAAAGUUUGCAGAGUCUAAAGAUGCCCUGUUGGCAGUUCUUUCAAGGGAGAGCAUCAAGGGAGUCCCCUUGAUAAUACUUGCCUGUAAACAAGAUGCCAAAGGGGCAAAGCCAACACAGGAAGUAGAAUCAUUCUUUGGGCUUCAGGAACUAUCUGCCAGUCGUGAAACUGGAAUUGUUGGUGUUGAGGUCUUGGCCAGUGGAGAAGUCCAUGGAUUGGAAGAGGCCAAAGAACUCAUUUUAAAGUUUUGUGCAGAAUAGCUGGUUUUCCUCCUUGAGGUCCUUUGCUGGAAAGGCCUUCAUGAAGAAUACGGUUUAGUCAUUUUCUAUUUAUGUCAACAUAGGUAGCUAUGUCCAACCACAUGUUGUGUAAAUAAACUAUACCUGUGAAAUAUUUACUUACUGCAACAGAGUCUUGGUAAGAGAAACUUAGAAAUACUGGCUCCUCUCUCGAGUAUGACAACAUUCAGGGAACUGUGAUAUUUCUCAUUUCUACCUCAGCUAGCAAUGCAGUAGAACAGACUGGAGUGAUGCACUGCAUAACGCAUACCCAACUUGUCUUCCUCGAUUUUCUUUGAAUUGUCAGAGGUUUAUUGUCCUAAUGGUCUGUGGGGGCUCAGGUUGAGUCCAAUUUAAGAACUCUGAAUUCUGGCUUAAGAAUUAAAGGUCAUUGUUGUUCUUUUUCCUUAUCACAUACCCAGUGACAUGGAUAAUAGUCCAAUAGUUAGACAUUUGAGAUUACCUGUUGUGAGCCUUCAAUUUAUUUUUUUCUGUUUUCCCCAACAUAGUCUCAACCCAGGAGUAGUAGUUGGUAGUGGAGUCUAUUUGUCCAGGUGAACGUAGUCUCAACAAGCACUGUUGUCCAGGGUGAUGGUGAAUAUUUUGACAACCUUAGUGGAAGUCUCUAUUAAAGUUGUAAUUUAUGGUUUUUUAAAUUUUAGUUGCUGUCACUGUCAGCAGUCCUUUUCAUUACUACUUUCACCUGGACAAUCGGAUCUCGUGUUUAAUUUUUGGUAUUCAUUUAAAAGACAGCUUUCCAGUAUAAACUGUAAACCAAUUGUAAGUAAAAUGACAGCAAAGA
This is a messenger RNA of Pocillopora damicornis (cauliflower coral), 1632 nucleotides long. RefSeq lists its product as uncharacterized. The record is from RefSeq and is a predicted model, not a curated record. Gene Ontology annotation, molecular function: GTP binding; GTPase activity. Lineage: Eukaryota; Metazoa; Cnidaria; Anthozoa; Scleractinia; Pocilloporidae.